CACCAAUCAUUACUCACUAUGUGGCAUUACAAUUUGUACGAACCAACACAAAAAAGAAACAAACCACUGGUUUCCGUUUCCGUUUCCUUUUCUUCCCAAACCAAACUUUACACACUCCCCACAAUCUUAAUUCUUUACAACAUUCAAAUCACUUUUUAGGGUUAAUACUAAUACUAAUUAAUUUCAUUCUUUAUUCCCAAUCUCAUAACUCAAAAAGUUUUGAUCUUUCCUUUCAAAUCAUCGUUAUCAAGAUUUGAUUUUCGUCAAUCAAAAUCAAUCUUUUCAUCUUCUUCAACCUCGCUCGCAUUAACCCAGAUUUUUCUGCAUAAAUCUAUUCAGGGUUUCAUUGUAGGGAGUUAGAUAUCUUCCUUUGGUUUUUUUGAGUGUGGAGGAAAACCAGAAAUUUUGGAGGUGGGAACUGUGAUGCAAUAUUAUUUACUCAGAUGAAGUCGGAAAAAGGUUGGCGUUUAGGAAACAUGGGUGAUAUGCAGAUAUUGCCCGGGUCUCGGCACCGUCCUCCCAUCAGGAAGCCAACGUGGAUUAUUGUCUUGGUGUUACUUGUAUGCGUGUUUCUAAUCUGUGCUUAUAUGUAUCCACCGCAAAGUAGUUCCGCCUGUUACAUCUUCUCUUCUAGAGGAUGCAAGCAUUUUGCGGAUUGGCUUCCACCUGUUCCAGCAAGAGAGUACACUGAUGAUGAGAUUGCAUCGCGUGUUGUGAUUAAGGAUAUUUUGAGCUCACCGCCGGUUGUUUCUAGAAAAUCGAAGAUUGCCUUCAUGUUUUUGUCACCUGGCUCUUUGCCACUUGAAAGAUUGUGGGACAGCUUUUUCCAAGGUCAUGAAGGGAAGUUCUCUGUUUAUGUGCAUGCAUCUAAGCAUAAACCAUUUCAUGUGAGCCGUUAUUUUGUCAAUCGGGAUAUACGCAGUGACCAGGUGAUUUGGGGAAAAAUUUCAAUGGUUGAUGCAGAGAGACGGAUAUUAGCGAACGCCCUUCAAGAUCCUGAUAACCAGUACUUUGUUUUACUUUCUGACAGCUGUGUGCCUCUAUAUCAUUUUGACUAUAUUUACACAUACCUGAUGCAUACAAAUAUCAGCUAUGUAGACUGCUUUAAGGAUCCUGGUCCUCACGGGAAUGGGAGGUACUCUGAGCGCAUGUUACCUGAAGUUGAGGCCAAAGACUUUAGAAAGGGUGCACAGUGGUUUUCUAUGAAGCGGCAGCAUGCUGUUAUAGUUAUGGCUGAUUACCUGUAUUACUCAAAAUUUCGAGCUUACUGUCAGCCGGGUUUCGAGGGGAGGAAUUGCAUUGCUGAUGAACAUUACUUGCCAACCUUCUUCCAGAUUGUUGAUCCUGGUGGAAUUGCAAACUGGUCACUAACCCAUGUUGACUGGUCUGAGAGAAAAUGGCACCCAAAAUCUUACAGGGCUGAGGAUGUUACUUAUGAGCUUUUGAAGAAUAUCACGUCUGUCGAUGUUAGUGUACACGUCACCAGUGAUGACAAGAAAGAAGUGCAAAGUUGGCCUUGCUUGUGGAACGGGAUGCAGAAACCAUGUUACCUAUUUGCUAGGAAAUUCACUCCUGAAACACUGGACACAGUGUUGCAUCUAUUUUCUAAUUAUUCAGCACCUUGAACUUGAAUCCUCUUCAGCUAGCUUGAUCGAUUCUUUGGUCAGAUAAGUUGUUGUUUUUGGCCCCAUAUUGGUUUCUCAUACGACAUGAGAGUUGUAAAUUGCAGCAUUAUUGAGGCUUGAUCGCCUGCCGGCCCCAGAUAUUAGGUGCAAGGUGUUUGGCAUUGCAGUUAGAGUGGCCUGAGACAUUGACAGGAGGCUAACGAUGUAGCGUUUCCUAGGGAAUUGUUGGAUGACCGAACUAAUAGUUUUAUAUUUAACAUGGUAAAUUUUGAGGGAAACAUAUCAGCUCGUCAUCUAAUGCUUGAUGAUCUUUUGUAAAACUUGCCUAGUAUUAAGUUGAAAAAGUACGACGCCUUAGUGUCUUGCUACUCGAGUUCAUUGCUCAAUUCUUAUGCUACACUAUUUGAUGCUAUUGCUAUAUAUUUUGCUGACACGAUCUCUUUGUCAGUGUUUUUCUA
Vicia villosa (hairy vetch) is the source of this 2083-nucleotide messenger RNA. Its product is annotated as glycosyltransferase BC10-like. Gene Ontology annotation, cellular component: membrane. The transcript has 11 exons. The record is from RefSeq and is a predicted model, not a curated record. Gene Ontology annotation, molecular function: glycosyltransferase activity. NCBI's taxonomy places the organism in Eukaryota, Viridiplantae, Streptophyta, Magnoliopsida, Fabales, Fabaceae. The coding region runs from base 444 to 1625 and encodes 393 amino acids.